AUGGUAAACCGGAAGGAAAUGAUAUUGUUUAUAGCCGAUGAAAUUGCUAACGGUUGUCUUAAUAAUGGGCAUUCUUUUUAUCGUUACUCGGCAGAGCAGAAGAAAAAAGUUAUUUGCUAUUUUUUCCAAUUUCCAAUAAAAGAAGUAAGUCUUAAUAUUAGCACUGAAAAUGCUCUCCAACGUAUUGUUCUAAAAUACAAGCAAAAUAAUAUAACGGAAGCAAUAGCGCCAACGUUGGAAGAUUUACGUAAUUUUCAUUAUGCUGCAUUGCUUGAAUAUCCAGAAUAUGCAGAAGGAUUAGUGGGUGCAUUGUUUGGAUUAUUUUUCACUCGACAAAAUGGUUUUGUCAAUAAUGAUUCAUCCGGAAUGUACGGUGGUAAGAUGAUUUGGUAUGAUGGCACUCCAGCUAAGACGAAUUUUAGCUCAUUUCAUGAUCCUUUAUUCAAUCCACGUGUAAAUAAAUCCCAUUGUUAUCGUUUCAUGACAUGGGCCACUGAAGAUAAUGAUUAUUAUCCGAAACGAUGUGCACUCGGCGAUCAUGGAUGGGAAGGAACGGAUGGUGAAGUUCAUUGUUUUUCCAUUGUAUAUAAAAUGUCAAACCAUACGGAACAACUCUAUUCGAUUGAUGAUUCAAUAUGUCGAAUUCAACGACAGCGAACACACAUCAGAAUGUAUCCAGCGGUAUUUCGUGAAAAAAAGGAAUAUGAAUUCAUCAUGAAAAAACUUCAGGAUGAUCUUAAAACAGAUCAGCCGAUGUUUUAUCAAUAUCAUUCCGUUCUAUUCGGUUUAUGGUAUUUUCGUGGAGCUGGUUAUCGAUGGAGUGAUUUCUCGCAAAAUUCCAAUUUUGGAUUUAUCGACCCCAGUUUCAAUCCGCGAUUAAACACUUCACAAUGCUAUCGAUUCUUAGCCAUUCCAUCUCAAUGUCCUUUCAGCUCUAUGCAUGUACAAAUCGGUAAGAUUGCAGCGGUUGCAGUAGCAGUAGCAGCAGCAGCAGCAAAUAAUCCGUCACUUGAUGCAUUUUAA
Messenger RNA from Acanthocheilonema viteae, 1023 nucleotides. The record is from the annotation of a GenBank genome assembly. NCBI's taxonomy places the organism in Eukaryota, Metazoa, Nematoda, Chromadorea, Rhabditida, Onchocercidae.